UAUUAUAUUGACAAUGAAUAACCGCAUUUUUAGUCUUUACAUGUAUUUGAACGUCUUGAUUCAUCUUCAUGGUAUAGUCAGCUGUUGUUGUUGCUAGCUAGCGAUAAUUUCGUAGCUAACGUUAGCUAGCUAGCUACCCAAAUGGUUCAUCCAGCUGCAACUAAUUAUUUUGAUGUUUCCAUCUAGCUUACUAUCAAAUCGAGACAAAUGUAGCAAUGUAUGAGGGACCAUCUCUAUUUUUGACCGUUUUCAAGGGCUGUCAAUCUAAAUGUAAAGUGCAGUUUUUUUUCUUCCAGCAGUGGAACGUCUGUUACGUAACGUAAUUUGUUGCACUGUCAACACAGUUUGUACUUGCAAGGUAUGGUGGCUCGGCGAGAUCUCGAGCUCUCCAACGUAACCACAACGAAAACGAAGUAGCUUUGUGUUCACCGCCAAAUCGGUUAUUAUUAGACAGUUGGUUGCAUUUUAAAGCCUGUAACAGUGCAUGUCAAUAUCUCGUGGUCCAUUCGCGUUGUGGCUGCUGGCUGGCUUGUUAUUUGAUAACCUGAUAAACCUAGCCAGUCCUGUUGUUUAGUUUGAUAUUUUGAGUCGUUACUUCAUUGCUACCCACAUUGUCUAAUUAACUUUAUUCUUAUCACAAUGGCCUAGGUGCAUUGGGAAAGGAUAGCCAGCUAGCUUGUUAACAAUGGCAACCAUGCGUCGUCCAAGGUACUCUCUCCGAGACUCUCUGUACUGGGACGAGACUGAGUGCCUGACGUACUAUGGGAUGCUCUCUCUACACGAGAUGUUUGAAGUUGUCGGUUCUCAACUGACAGAGACAGACGUUGAGGUGCUGUCGUUCCUCUUGGAUGAGACCUAUCCGGCUGGAGGGCACCCCUUGGACCCAGCUGGCUGGACCAGCGAGCCCGGUGAGGAAGACCCUGAGGCCAGUAAAGGAGUCUCCCCCAGCCCAGUGCUCCUGGAGGCCUGGCGGCGGUUACAGCCCAAGGUUCCUGCUUUGGCCUGCCCUACCGCUGCCCGCCACAAGCCCAAGAGUGGGCUAGAACUGCUGCUGGAGCUGGAGAGACGUGGGUACCUCAGUGAGGGUAACCUGGAGCCCCUGUUGCAGCUGCUGCGAGUCCUGACGCGACACGACCUCCUGCCUUUGGUGUCCCGCAAGAAAAGGAGGACAGUAUCACCAGAACGUUUCAGAGUGGACUACGGGACAGAGGACAAAAGACAGGUGUGCACAUCUGGACUGACUGACCCCUGUGCACAGACAGAAUCACAUGAUGAACACGCCACACAGCAAUGGAGGGGGGGUGUUGACUCUGCCAGGCCAACACCCGCCCCCCAACGGAAGAAGAGGGGUAAAGGCCGCCGCUGGACCAGCAAGCCCACUGCCCACAGGAGAAGAACGGGCAUCCCUGAAACUCCUCCCCCACCUAUAUCUGAGAAAGUGACCUGCGACAUUCGUCUGCGCGUGCGAGCAGAAUACUGGGAGCAUGAGUCGGCUCUGCGCGGCAGUGUCUCCUCGGACAAGCAGCAGCCCCUGGAGCGGCAGUUUGAGCUGUUCAGUCGUGCCACCUCCGUGCUGCGCGCCCGCGACCUGGGCUCCAUCAUCUGCGACAUCAAGUUCUCUGAGCUGGACAACCUGGAGGCCUUCUGGGGGGACUAUCUGAGUGGAGCGCUGCUAGAGGCCCUGAAGGGGGUGUUCAUCACAGACUCUCUGCGGAGGGCGGCGGGGAGUGAGGGGGUCCGGCUGCUGAUCAGUGUGGACCAGGAUGACUACGAGGAGGGUCGCAGACUGCUGCUGGACGCACAGGAACAACAGGCCGGCUGCUGGGGACGAGAUAGGUCAUGAGCCCAAGGAUAGAGGAAUGAAAAGGAGAAUAAAAUAUGAAGAGGAACAAUUUUCUUUUUUCUCUCCUUUUUAAGUCUCUCAUGCUGAGAAUAGAGGAUACAGCCACUCCUAGGUCAGGGGAAUGAAUAGUCCCCAGGGAAAACAGCCAAACUUGGAGCAAAGGAAAACUGGACUAAAAGACUUGACACACUGUUCUGUUUGGAAUUGAUAACACAAGUUGUACUGAGCCUAGAUGCCCUCAGGGCACUGAGGAAGAGACUGCCUUUGUUACACACACACACACACACACACACACACACACACACACACACACACACACACACACACAGACAAACUAAACUUCCACUGUAGCACACACACACACACACACACACAGACAAACUAAACUUCCACUGUAGCACACACACACAAACUACCACUGUAUCUAACAUAAACACUCUUAAAAUCAUCUAUACGAUGAACCAUCAGCGCUGCCUGUAAGACUCAUUGACAUUUCUUGCUAACAGUGACAGCCCAGAUACCAACUAGACUGUGCGCUAAUGCUGAGCAUCUCUGGUUAUGUUUGAGGAGAGUGUGAGAUGCCCUGCAAGGCGAACUUCACCCAUCUUAAUAUUAGUUUGUGUUUCCAUUGAAAUGUAUGAUUUUGAAAAGAUGAGCGUGACUGCAGCUCUCAGACACCGAGGGAGAGAUGAUGGGGAAAUUACUAAAGAUUAUGUUUUGACCUUUUGGGAGAGAUUUAGAAAUAGAUAGCGAAGGGAAGACUACCUGAGGACAGUGUAGUGGACAAAUAGCUGGUCCUUCGAGAACUCCAGUCCACACACACACCAUGAUCACAAGCCACUGGUAGUCCCAUCAUGCUAACCCAGGGCCUGAUAGCUGUGGUCAGUGGCCAUCUCAUCUCAGAUGCCAGUAGAUGAUAGGAGUGAUUACCUCUCAACCUCAGCCAACCAUGGAGAACUCAUCACCACAAGUUGUUGAACAGCAGCUGGGAUAACACACUAGGCUGUGCUCACCCCGGCUUCCAGCAAGGCAAGGCCACUGCCUUUCCCAUUGGAACUGAAGCACAAGACAGUGCUUCAGUCAAUAAAACUGAUGUAGAUGAGAUCAAUAUCAGAAGGAUACAUCCUAGUUCCACUCAGCCCUGACUUGUAGGCCCCACUGGUGGCUCACAGAGCGCUGUCUGUCUCUAGUCUAGUCACCCUGGUGGAACUAAUGCCUGAACUCCUCUGAGUGGGAUCAAUAACCCCCUCUGUCUCUCCACCACCACCAUGGGAGGAGAAAGAGUAAGGGGGAGAGGUAGGAGAAGGGGAAAGAGAGGAAGAGGGAGAAGGAUCCCCACCUCCAUCCCGACUUUCAGCUCCUGGACAGCCGCCUCAUCCUCUGGAGGAUAAGUCCCCUGAUACAACCAGGCUGCCUGGUCUGCUACAGCACUGUGUCUGGUUCACACAGCCCUAUGGGACCAGAGAUGGAGGACUAGAGGCACUCAGGAAAACCUUAGUAGUGUUUGCUUUUUCUGUGUUUUGGUAUAUGGAUUCGUUAGUGUAGCUUUGUAUGGUUCAUAAGAGAAAAUAACAAAAAUACUGUGUGUUCUAGUUCAUUAACUUAGGGUGAACUUUUGUUUAAGUAUCUGGAUAUUUUUAUUUAGGCACUGCAAAAGUGCUGUAUAUUAGUUUAAUAUAUCAGUGGAAAGUUGGAAUUAUUUCAAAUAAAAAUAAAUGAUUUAUCAAAGGUU
This is a messenger RNA of Oncorhynchus kisutch (coho salmon), 3575 nucleotides long. Its product is annotated as DNA-binding death effector domain-containing protein 2-like. The coding region runs from base 686 to 1843 and encodes 385 amino acids. Gene Ontology annotation, cellular component: nucleolus. Gene Ontology annotation, molecular function: DNA binding; protein binding. The transcript is spliced from 5 exons. The record is from RefSeq and is a predicted model, not a curated record. Gene Ontology annotation, biological process: apoptotic process; regulation of apoptotic process; extrinsic apoptotic signaling pathway via death domain receptors. Lineage: Eukaryota; Metazoa; Chordata; Actinopteri; Salmoniformes; Salmonidae.